AUGAAGCGUCUCCUAUUCCUCUGUGUUCUCGGAGCUACCGUCCUGUUUGGUGACGCCAUUAUUAUGGAAAGAAGAGGUUCAUCUUAUUCCGGCCAUGACUUCUCGUCUUCCUCCUCUUCGUCGGAACCAUCCGACUCUUCUGAAAAGGAUCACGACGGCACGCGCAUAGGAAAACACCAUCAUCAUCAUCAUCGUUAUGCGGCUAAGCCGGAUGAGACGACACCACCUCGAGGACCAAAACGUUGUGAGGACGGAUGGACGACGUUUUACAGACGACCCACAAAUUGGUGCGUCAAGGUACCGGUUCUAAUACUUUGUGCGCUUUCGGAAAAAUCUUACUUUGCAUUUGCAGAUCUUCGUGGCGCAGGGAGCUUACGAUGCGGGCCAGACCUUUUGCUCUCAAUACGGCGCAGUUCUGACCGGUCUUCAAAAUGUGGCCGAACGAUUGCUUCUCGCCAACUUGGCAUUGCCGUUCGUGAAAAGCUCAGGAGCGACUUACGGAUCCACGUGGCUUGGAGCCAAGAGGACUGGACCGGGAGCGUCAUUCGCGUGGACGGAUGGGUACACGAACGGAACCGAGGGAUUCUAUUUUGCACCCCCCCAACCGGACGGUGCUCUUAGAAACGGGUAAGUCUUGUGAUACCAGCCAACACAAGAGUAAUUUUUGAACUACAGUAUUCCCCAAUCAUGUGUGCAACAGUUCAUAGUCACGCCCGCAUGGAAAGCCAAUCCCGGAUGGAACCAGGCUGAUUUGGACGAUUGGGAUUGUGACGUCUCGACGCGAGCACCGCUUUAUCGCCUGUUCGGUUGUGGAAAGAAAGCUAGUGUUGAUUGAAAUUUGCACCUAUUUCAUGAAUGCUAAGCAAUAAUGUGUUAAAGUCUCUGAUUUCAUUUUUAAAAAAUUGGCAGAGAAUUGAGCGCUCAAACGGUCCCCAGAGAGAACCCCCGUUAUUAUUCUGUCUGCUCCACUCACACCCAUUUCAAUACCUCGUGCCUCUCAUAGACCAGUCAGAAGAGCAAGUGGCCGAGUCGAGCAAAAGCAUUUGAAAAAGAAGAGAGCGCGAGAAAGCAGAGAAAAGGUGAUAAUCGAGGGGUGGGGUCUGCGCUUUCUGCUAACGAGCUCCGGCUCAGAAAGAAGUGAGUGCGAGAGGCCGAUGCCCGAGCCUAAUCCCCCUGUUCCGGGCCCGGUUCCGGGUCCAAAUCCGGUUCCGGAUGCCCAUGCUUCGAUCGCCCACCUAGCUACAUGGACCUUCAUCUACUUUAUCAGUCUCUCCGUGUGUUUCGCCCUUCCCGAAUGGGCUGGAUGGAACAUUUCCUUCAUUCUAGUGGUUAGUCAGAAAUCGUCCUUUGUUACCAUAACAUUUUAUUUUCAGUCAACUGGCGUCAUGGCUAUCACCAGCGGCCCGGGCGCCGAACUCGAAAGGCGUAGAACUCUGCUCUACGUGCUCUUCGCCGCAAUGCCAAUUUUCUGGCUACUCAAGGUUGGAGGUCUGCUUAUUGGUGCAUGGGUGAGUACUUAGAACUGGUGCAGAAAUUAUUUGUAUUGACGCCAUCAUUUUCUUUCAGAAUUGUGUGUGAAUCUGUGGGACUAUGAACAAUUGUUUGUAGUUGUUUAGUCAAGUCGAUCACACUUCUUUGUAACACUUUUUCUAGUAAUUUAGUCGUUUUUCAGCCUCUGACUAUCGGCGCAACCGUCUACAAAAUCAAUUGCGAUGGCCACGUGUCGCUGCAAUUCAUCGUGACAUCCAUAAAGACAAAGGCCCUGGAAAUGCACAAAACCUGCAACGAAGUUCUUGGCCAACAGAACUCACACAUUCUUCCCGUUUUCUAUUUGUUCCUAGCCGCCUAUUACGCUGCCGCUCUCGUCAGUCUUCUCAACUUCAGACUGGACAUCUCUGCUCUUUUGGUCAGCUCCGCACGGUCUCCAGAGCUGACAAUAUGGGCGUGGCCUCGGCGGCCAAAUGGCGUUUUAAUGAAUUGAGCAGGUUUUCUGUGAUUUUUGUGGUCAACGGCGACGAAAAAUGAUUGUUCGACAUGAAAACACACUAAUUCGCAGAAUUAAUGACGCUUUGGCGCAUUUUUCGCCGCCGAUCGCCGCCUAAAAACCGCACUUCUCAUUUUGCGCUUUCUUGACCGUUUUCCGACAGAAUUGGUUUUGAGAAUGAUAAAUCACGUGAAUACAAGCAUUUUGAGCGCUCGAACCGCGAAAAUUACCAAAAAGCAACUGAAAUUCACGCAGUUUUAGCCAAAAACCUUCAAACGGAUAAAUGUGAUUUGCGACUUGACCAAAUUUAACGCUCUUGCGCUUAAAAAAUUCGUAAUAGCCUAUACAAUCGGUCUGUCGAGAGGCAAAUGAGAAAUUAUCGGUUUUUUGUGGCUAAUCUGGCAAAAAACACAAAUUUUGCUGUUAAAAUUUGAAUUUCGCGCCAAUGUAUCGCUCUAUUGUAAGCUCUGGAGACCGUGGCUCCUAAUAUUUCCUAUUUUGGCUUUAUAAUUAAGCGUUCAGGUGCUGACAUCUGACCUGUUUUUCACAUGUCUCUUGAGAAUGCGUUUUCUGGAAUUCAUCACUAUCGCCGCUUUCUUCAAGCUCUUCGUCGGUGUUCCGUACGUUCUGUACAUGAGCAGUGGCAUUGGAGCUAUAAGUGUGGUGAGUUUGAGAUCACAGCUCUUAGUAAGAGCUUUAAAAUUAAAAAAAAAACGAAACAUGUUCAGUACUUUUCCUUGUUCGCCCUCACCGUCUCCCUCUCUGUGGCCGUCUAUUUCUACGCGGACAAUCGCAAAAAGACCAGCGCGAUUCGAGCGAUGGAAAUGAGAACAUUGGGAACGAUUGCCGAGGUUCUGGAAGUGAACGCCGACUUUCGCGCAAUGCAAAUCAGAUACCGACGCGCCGUCGCCAACGGAUUCGUGCUCGUCGAUCCGAAAUAA
Messenger RNA from Caenorhabditis sp. 36 PRJEB53466, 2925 nucleotides. Lineage: Eukaryota; Metazoa; Nematoda; Chromadorea; Rhabditida; Rhabditidae. The record is from the annotation of a GenBank genome assembly.